Molecule: messenger RNA, 3024 nt
Organism: Daucus carota subsp. sativus
Lineage: Eukaryota; Viridiplantae; Streptophyta; Magnoliopsida; Apiales; Apiaceae
Product: serine/threonine-protein kinase/endoribonuclease IRE1a
Exons: 7
Coding region: 153-2717 (854 amino acids)
Biological process (GO): protein phosphorylation; mRNA processing; intrinsic apoptotic signaling pathway in response to endoplasmic reticulum stress
Cellular component (GO): IRE1-TRAF2-ASK1 complex
Molecular function (GO): ATP binding; RNA endonuclease activity; protein serine/threonine kinase activity
Source: RefSeq, a predicted model, not a curated record
GAAAAGCACAAGUAAAAGAGGGGAGAGGGGUUGGAAUAUUGUGUUCCGUGUUUCUCACCUGCUGUGCCCCUUAUUUGACUCUUCUUCUUCUUGUUGCUGUGAAUUCAUCUAUUACUUACAAUUCCUGGAAUUGAAUACAAUCUGCUGCUUUGAUGAAUCACAAGCACGAGCAGCAGCUGCAGCAACUCCUUUGUUGCCUCCUCCUCUUAAGCAUUUUGGUGUUUUUGGGCUCUGCUACUCAGCUUGUGUCGCCGGGCCGCCGCUCGCUCUUAUCACUUCCAAAUGACCAAACAACUACGCUAGUUGCAACAUUGGAUGGGACAAUUCAUUUAGUGGAUCCCAAGUCCGAAAAGGUACUAUGGUCUCAGGCAACAGGGGCGCCAAUUUAUACUUCGUAUCACACUCCUGUUGAUCAUAAUGAAUCUGUACCUGGACCUCUUUACUAUGUGGAUUGUGGAGAUGACUGGAUGUUGUAUGCGCACACUGAACUCGGCAAAAUGAAACUUGAUAGGAGCAUUAGGGAGUUUGUUGUUAAUACUCCACAUGUAUCAGAGGAUGGUGGAAUAUUGAAUGGAGCAAUGAAAACUACCGUGUUUGUGCUUGAUGCUAAUAGUGGAAGGAGAAUCCACACAUGUGGGCCAAAUGAAUCUCCUGAAUUGCAUAGAACUGGUAGCAUUCAUAUGAAGGCAGAUGAGCUGCCACUUCACAUCACGCGAACAGAUUAUUUAUUGUCAUAUGCCUCCAAAAAAUAUACCUGGAAUGUGUCAGUUUCUGAAAUUGGUGCUGCUUUUCUUUGUCAAGAUAUUGAGAAUUCAAUUAGUAGUUCUCGUGCAAAUUCUGGAAAUGAACUUCCUUCCAAGCCUGCUGUUCAGAUUAAUAUGCCAUUGGCAUGCCAAUCAAAAGCUGUAGUGGCACGUCUACGAAGUUUUAAUGUGUUAGAAUACUUCUCAAAACAAGAUCAACGACCACUAGGUUAUCAUGAAGACAUGAUGCUGCCUGCACCCUCUCCGGAUUAUAUGCCUCUUUCACAAGCCAAGGCCGGUAUGAGUCUAGACGCACAUCCUGAUUCAGGAUUCAUGUUUGCCUUACCUGAGUUGAGUAAUAAUUUCGAAAUCUCUAGCCCAGAUGUGAAAAAAUCCUACAGAGGCGUCCUUUCCCUCGUUCCAUUCCUUUUUAUUGGCAUGGGUGCUUUGAUCUAUUUUUGUGCUAUACUUCCUGGGCAUCCGGCUAGAAAUGUAAGUGCAAACAAUGCUUCUUCCAGAAAGAAGAAAAACCGAAAGUCAACAAAAUAUGGUGGUAUUGUUGAGAAAAAGGAUAAGAAAACAUUGUUCGAUCUUGAGGAUGGAAAUACUACCAGUGAGAAUGAUAGGAAGUCGUUUUUGAAUUUUAACCAGCUUUCUAAUCAGAAUGCUGAUGGGCGUGUUGUAGGUAAAUUAUUUCUAAUGAAUAAAGAAAUUGCCAAGGGAAGCAAUGGCACAGUUGUCCUCGAAGGAAUUUAUGAAGGCCGGCCUGUUGCAGUUAAACGCCUUGUCAGGGCUCAUCAUGAUGUGGCCUUCAAAGAGAUUCAAAAUCUUAUUGCAUCUGACCGCCAUUCAAAUAUUGUUAGAUGGUAUGGUGUGGAAUAUGACCAAGAUUUUGUUUACCUCUCGCUUGAACUUUGUACCUGCAGCCUAAAUGAUUUAAUUUUGAUGCACUCUGAUCAUUCUCGGAAGUCGGUAUAUUCAGGAGCUCGGGCUUCUAGAGCUAUGACAGAGUAUAAGGUUCGCUUAGAUUCUAUGAAAGGUAUAUUACAGGAUAUCGAGUUAUGGAAGGCAAACAGUUAUCCUUCUACUAUGCUCGUGAAGUUGAUGAGGGAUAUAGUUUCUGGUCUUGCACAUUUGCAUGAACUGGGCAUAGUUCACAGAGACCUGAAGCCUCAAAAUGUGUUGAUAGUACAGGAUAAAAUUCCAAGUGCAAAGCUAUCAGAUAUGGGAAUCAGUAAGCGCCUUGCUGGGGAUAUGUCUUCCUUGGGUCAUGCUACUGGGAAUGGAAGCUCAGGAUGGCAAGCACCUGAACAGCUUCUCCAUGGGCGCCAAACGCGUUCUGUUGAUAUAUUUAGUCUAGGAUGUGUUCUCUUUUUCUGCAUCACUGGUGGCAAGCAUCCAUUUGGUGAUCCUCUUGAACGUGAUAUAAAUAUCACGAAGAACAAGGUGGACCUCUUUUUAGUGCAGCAUAUUCCAGAAGCAGUAGAUCUCCUUUCAUGUUUAUUAGAUCGACAACCGGGACUUAGGCCAACUGCACUAGAAGUCUUGCACCAUCCUUUGUUUUGGAAUCCCGAGAUGAAACUGUCAUUUCUUCGUGAUACCAGUGACAGGGUAGAACUUGAAGAUAGGGAAACUGCCUCUGAUAUUUUGAUAGAGUUAGAAAGUGUAGCAGCAAUGGCUUUAGGUGCAAAAUGGGAUGAAAAGAUGGAACCUGCAUUUCUCGCAAAUAUUGGACGCUAUAGGCGUUACAAGUUUGACAGUGUUAGGGAUCUUCUAAGGGUGAUGCGGAACAAGUCAAAUCAUUAUAGAGAACUUCCAAAGGAGAUUCAGGAACUUUUGGGACCAGUACCUGAAGGGUUUUAUAAUUAUUUCGGAGACCGAUUCCCCAAACUCCUGAUCGAAGUGUACAGAGUGAUGUACAAGUGGUGCAAAGACGAUGAGUGGUUCAGCAAGUACUCCAGCAGUGCAGUAUGAAUCUUCUUUUAAGCCUCUAUGAUGGUUCAGAUGAACAGAAGUGACAGCUAGUGCCCAAGUGAUGGAUGCUAUAUGCUGGCCCUUCUAAUGUUUUAGGACUCAAAGAGGUGACAGCUGGCCACCAAGGGCCUUGGUGAUGGAUAUUAUAUAUUUCUCCUCACUUUCAAUCUCGACUGUAGGUGGUAUGUGUAAAUGUAGCUGUAAUUACUAAAUGGGUGCAACACAACUUUUAUUUAUGUAAUAUAGUUCUAAUUACUACUAACUUUGCAAUACAUAUUUACUUUCUUUUAACAAUUUUUUUUGACAA